Messenger RNA from Mytilus californianus (California mussel), 2836 nucleotides. RefSeq lists its product as uncharacterized. The transcript has 18 exons. The record is from RefSeq and is a predicted model, not a curated record. The coding region runs from base 276 to 2357 and encodes 693 amino acids. Lineage: Eukaryota; Metazoa; Mollusca; Bivalvia; Mytilida; Mytilidae.
CGAAAGUAGCCUGUUCCGUUGUCCGUUGAUGAAGAAAAAACGAAAGUAUCCAUCAUAAUGAAGUAAAAUGAAAGAUGACCUCACUUACAUUUGUGCUGCCAGUAUUUUUACUGUAACAUCAAAAUCAAUAAACAUUCACAUACUAAGAAAGAGAGAAGUAUAUGUUUGAAAAGAAUUGGCGAUAGUUUAUGUUAUUUUGAAGUUAUUAAAGUGGAUUGAUUAAUAUUUACAAAUGAUUUACAACUUUAAGAAUGUUUGAGGUAUGAAAUAUACAGAUGAUGAUCUUCAAAGAAGGACAGAAUAUCUUACUGAUUCUUGUAUUUUUGAUAAAUGUCAUUGAUGGAUCUAGAAACUGUACAGCACCAUUGCGUGUAGCAUCAUGCCCUAAAAAUACCCAUGAAUGGAGGCAAAGAGCAAAGAACCAUUGCAAUAAUGAAGCUUAUUUAUAUCACUGUCUUGUUACACAAAAAGAUGAGCUUGUAGAAUGUUGCAUGACGCUAGAGAUAGUAGAUGCAGGUCAGUUUCCACAGUACAACACAUUGAACAACAAGAUACAGAAAAUAGACUGUGAUAUUGAUUAUUAUAUGCCAUCCAAAUGGCCCUCCAAUGAGAUACUUAAUCAUGGACCUAGACAUUGCAAAUAUGAAAAAAGUAAAUGUAAUCUAAUGGGCAUGAAAAUUUGUUCGGAUGGAAAUACAAAAACAGAUCGAACAUGUAAAUGUGAUUAUAUGAACAAGUAUGUACCAGAAAUGAAUAUCAGUACACCAUGCUUCGACCAAAGUAAAAGCGGAUGUAUACCAACAAAGGAUUGUCCCGGUAAAAACGAAGAAAUAAACAUGGAAUACAAGUGUAUUCAAGUUUGUGAUCCAGGAUUUUAUCGACCAGAAGGAAGAAUGAAUUGUACAGUAGUGCUUGAAAGUACAACACAAAAUACAGCCACUAACACUGACGAUACAACCAAAGACACGAAAGAUGAUAUGAGAAGUAAUAUGACGAAUCCAACAGAUUUUAAGACAACAGUUGCUAUACUAGUUGUAGUAGUAUUUGCUGGUAUUUUGGCUUUAUUGGUCUAUUUUGUCAAAAUUGGUAAACUACAGGAUAUUGCAUGCUGUAGCUGGAUUAUAAAUAAUAUCACCGCAAAGAACUACCAGGGAGGUACUAGAAAUACAAUGAUUACAGGUGAAGAACAGGCUCCACUAAUAAUAAUACAAGCAGUUAAGGAUAAGCAUAAACCUAAAGUUGGAAGCUCAGUGGAUCUGAAAUAUAUGUUAGGAAAUGGGAAUAGUUCAUCUUCUGGAGUAGAAUGGUUUAAAGAUGGAAAACCUAUUCAGAUCUGUUCCACCAAAUAUAUAGAGACUACAAACACCUCAUAUCCAUCCUUAAAAAUUGAUGACAUCACUGUACACGAUACUGCAGAUUACAGUUGUAGAGUUAAUGGGAUUGAUAGUGUUAUAAUAGCAGUGUCAGUGCAAGAACCAGUCAUAAAAUUACAAAAUUCCUACAAUGUUAGUUGUGGUGACAAUUUAACCAUUGGUUGUGAAAUGAAAAACUUUCCAGAUGAAUUGUCUUUUGAAGUGUGUUGGAAAAAGAGGAAAGAAUUAAAAGAUCAGGAUCAAAUUUUAGAACCUAGUGAUAAAUAUGGUGAAACAUAUUCAGAUUAUCCUCACCUGACUAUUUAUAGGAUAUGUAAAGAGGAUGAAGGGCACUACUCAUGUUGGAUUUCAUAUGAAAUAUGCGGAAGAACAUUUCAGGUUCCUGAUGCCAGAACUGCUAUUAAGAAUAAUUUGACAACAGUGAAUGUUAAUGAAGGUAAAGUAGUUCAGCAUAUUGACAAGAAAAUAGAUGUAACUGUUAAUAAUGCAGGAACAGUAAAUAUGGGUGAUGGUGUGAAUGCCAACUUCCCAAACAGUACGGGUAAUUGUAAUGAUAAUAAAACAAGCAGUGGAUCCAGCAACCCAGGUGGAGUUAGUGAAAAAAGUGAUAGUAAUGUAUCAGAUUCAAGUGAAAAAAGAUUGAUCAGAAGCAAUGCUGAUGAAAAAAGCGCAGCUUAUACAAAUAACUCAGGUUCAACAGUAGGCAGCAAUCAGAUGGUUAAUACAAAUACUUCAGGUUUAACAGCAGGCGGCAAUCAAUUGGCUACAAACAAUGAUCAUAUGUUAGAUGUAAAUAAACCAAGAUCUACUUUAUUUUCUCAAAUACCAGUCACAGGUGAUGGUGUGAAUGCCAACUUCCCAAACAGUACGGGUAAUUGUAAUGAUAAUAAAACAAGCAGUGGAUCCAGCAACCCAGGUGGAGUUAGUGAAAAAAGUGAUAAAGAUGUUCCAACAAAACCAUCCUUAACAGAAUCAUAUGUUUGAUGUCUGUAAUAUAUAGAAUACUCUCAAAAGAUAUGAUGUGAAACCGGUGUCAAAUACUGCCCACAGCUGCUGAUCUCUUGCAUAUCACAUGACUUUGUGCAAAAUAUUCAACUGAGCAUUGGCAGUUCUUUUUAUAUGUAAUAUAUGUAUUGGUAAAGCCAAAAAUUUGAAUGAAAUCAUUAGUUUCAGUGAUUUGUGCAUAAUAUUUUUAAUUCAUACAAAAUCUUAUGUAUUUUUACAUCUGAUCUCAUAAAUUUGUUUAUAAGAUAAGAUAAGAUAAGAUAUUUUAUUUCCAAUUAUGGGCCCCAAAGGGCAUAAACAUUACAACAUCAAUAAUUUUUCAUAAUACAAUACAAACAAUGAGAUAAAAAAAAAAAAAGUUAAACGAGAACUAUUUAAGUUCUUAAAGAAUACGUAGAUAAAGAAUCUAUAGUAUGUUUUUUUUUUUAAUACUAAUGCAUUUUAUUGCAAGUGUGGUU